GCACUGAUGGGGUCAGGCGGGAAAAUGUAGAUGCGCGGGCCUUUCUGGCCGUCGGCGUAGGCAGUGAUGCCCAGGUCAUUUUUGUGCGCGGAGGCAGACACCAUCAGAAAGGUGGACGGGCACUACACGGCCCUAGGUUUGCUAGAGGGCGCUGUACUGUCUCAGUAACCUGGUUUUGCCAUCAAAGGAGGAGGGGACAGGUGGUGACGAGCUGGUUGGGCUGGUUGAUCCUUCGGCGCUAGAAUUUUUAGACCAAGAACCCCAAGUGCAACGAGGGAGAAAGCGAGGAACCGACUGGGAUGGACAG
Molecule: messenger RNA, 307 nt
Organism: Ectocarpus sp. CCAP 1310/34
Lineage: Eukaryota; Phaeophyceae; Ectocarpales; Ectocarpaceae
Source: the annotation of a GenBank genome assembly